AAAAGCAUGUUUCAUCCGGAGAAAGCGAAUUAAAACGGCCAAACUGAACCGAAACAAUGUGCGACUUCUCUUGCUAUGGCGGGGCGAGUGAUGAGUGGCUCGCCCUCGAAGCCAGCCUGCCCCCACCGCCACCACUCGGGCAGUCCGUCGAGGAGAAGAGGCGGGCCGUCAACGAGGGCCGCGAACAAGCCGCAGCCCAGGCCAUGGAGGCGCUGAGCCGCCGGGUGCGAACGAGGGACCAUUCCAUCCCCACACGCGACGGGUCGAAAAUCAAAGCCCGCAGCUACCGCCCGCGACAUGUAGACGGCAACGCAUCGGAGGACCACCCCCUGCCCGUGUACAUUCACCUCCAUGGCGGCGGCUUCUUGUUCGGCACCCUGGCCUCCGAGGACGCGACCUGCGCGCGCGUCUGCCUCAAUGCCCGGGUCGUGGUCCUCAACGUGAAUUACCGCCACACUCCGGAACAUGGCUACCCGAAGGCGUGGAAUGAUGUCGAGGACGCAUUCGAGUGGCUGCAUGAUAACAUGCAGCUUGUCGGCGGUGAUGCCGCGCGGGUGGUGGUGGGCGGCAUCUCGGCGGGUGCCCAGCUCACCGCCUCGCUGGUGCUGGGCAAACAUGUCGGAAGAGUGGCGGCCCCGCGCCCGGCCAUCGCCGGCCAGGUGCUGAUGAUCCCUGCGCUGGUCAACAUGGACUGCUACGAGCCCCAAGUGCGGAAGAUGAAGGAUCCGUCUGCCUCGUCGUACGAGGAGAACAAGGACGCGCCGAUCCUGCCCGUGUCGGCCUGCCGUUUCUUCACGGACCUGCUCAAGAUUGACCGGGCCGAGCUGGGCGCCGAGAACCUGAAGUUGAACCCGGGCAAUGCGGCUCCCGAGCAGGUGAAGGGGCUUCCGCCGACCGUAUUUGGGAUUGCCGGCCUGGAUCCCCUGAGAGAUGAGGGACUGCUUUAUGCGAAGAUGCUCACAGAGUCUGGGGUCCCCACCAAUGUGCACCUGUUCAAGGGUGUUCCCCAUGGGUUCAGGAGGUUCGGUGAUAAGUUGUCGGCAUCGAAGAAAUGGGACGAGGUCAUGGAGAACGGCAUUAGGUGGGCCCUUGGGAGCCACACUGCGUGCCCGGCGUUCUCAGUCCAUACCUGGUAGGCGGGCAGGCCAUCAGAAUUGGAGUGGGGAGCUUCAAGGGCGUAGUGAUAGAUCCGGCUGGGAAGAAGCUUAAAUGCGAUGUACCGUAAAUAGAGUCCCAGGGGGAGGGAGGCACUAGGUGGAUUCGGUGUCUGUGAUUUAUCUGUAGUUAACUGAC
This is a messenger RNA of Parathielavia appendiculata, 1293 nucleotides long. RefSeq names its product alpha/beta-hydrolase. Lineage: Eukaryota; Fungi; Ascomycota; Sordariomycetes; Sordariales; Chaetomiaceae. The transcript is spliced from 2 exons. Bases 57 to 1136 code for a protein of 359 amino acids. The record is from RefSeq and is a predicted model, not a curated record. Gene Ontology annotation, molecular function: hydrolase activity.